AAAUCAAUACUUCAAUUUUGUUUGUGUCAUGUCAGAAAAGUCACAAAAUAAGGAUAUCUGCAGCUUGCAGGUUGAUCAUCUUUAUUCCGCGUUAAAAUUGCUAAAAAAAUCAUCAAUGUGAAUUUGGAAACAUUCCAAAACGCAUUUGUUUACACACACGAGAGUAUUUAUUCCUUAUUCGUGCCAGUUUCUUUGUUCGCGGCGUUAUUUCGGGUCGAUAUCGCCUCGACUCAUUUCAAUUCGUAUGUCGGUAGACAAAGAUUUGUACUUUUAAUUAAAAUGGGGUCUUUGCAAGUCGAUAGUGAUUCCAGCUUGCAUAAUGACAGCGGGCUCGGUCAAGAUGAGUCUAUGAGGAAGCUAUCGGAGAAUGGCACCAAUCCACAUAUACUGGACUUGUCUGAUGAUGUUUUGCUGUACAUCCUGAGAUAUUGCACACCGAGGGACCUGAAAUCUUUAGCUUACACGUGCACGCGUCUUGGAGCUCUGGUGUUGGACAGGACAUUGUGGGAGCGUGUGGACGCCCGGUCGGAACCUGUAGGGCCGCAGCGGCUGCAUUGGUUCCUGUCGUAUGGCUUAUCAUCGACUACUAGCGAGUUGUUGCUGUCCGGGUUCGCGAGAGAAGCGGAAGGAUGUUUGGGUCAUAUGAAAUGCCAGUUCAAGGACGUAGAAAAAGAAGUAACCGAGAAGAAGGAAGAUUUGGGGCAAUGGUCAGGUGGCGAAUUCACCUAUGACCCCGCAACAAGGCGUGGCAAUAUCCGGGGAGGUCCCGUCAUACAGAUAUACGAGACCAUGCCCAGCUUUAUAGAUGCCGCCUACGGUCCGCCGCGUCCCGACGACGCCACUUCCGUGGCUGUUCUCAUCUCUUCUGGUCGUAGCCAAAACAUUUACAUUAGGGCUACUUGCUUCCCCCUCUCGGACGCGUUCGGGCCGGACAUCGUUCCCGAGUGGGCGCCUCCGGAUUCCUCCUGCCCUGGCCCGCAGUUCACUCUCACUCCGAGCCUGUUAAAAAGUCUGGUGGCGAGGUGCCCGAUCAUAACUUCACUCGGGCUCGAGUAUUGCAAUAUAGAUUGUACCACGAGGAACAUCAGUCAUUUCCCUCGCACUCUAAAGAAGUUGUCCCUCCGUGGGUCCAAAUGUUACAACCAACCUCUAGACAAGUCGUUCCUGUUCAAGAUACAAGACUACCUCACGGACUUGGAGGAGUUGAACAUCUCUGAGUGCGAGUGGAUCGAGCCCUCCGCCCUGCUGCCUCUGAGCAAGCUGCCAGCUCUCCGGAGGCUGUACAUGCGCCGCUGCUUCAAGAUGACUGAAUGCGUCGCGUAUUCAUCUCUUGCGACGCGCUACGGAUUCAAGCAAUUGCAGGUGAUAGACUUACGCGAGUCGCCUGUGGGUGACUCCGAGGUGUCCUCGUUCGGCUGGGUGUCGUCCCUCGAGGAGUUGUACGUGUCGCCGGCGCUCCACGUUCCCCAUGUGGUGCACCACGCGCAUUACAUAGGCGAUGAGCUGCCGGAGUACAUUGAAUUGGAUCCGUGGGAGGAGAAGGAACCGGAAUAUUUCAAGAACAAACAGCAGAAUCUAAAUCCAGAUGCGGAAGACAUGGAUUGCGAAGGGUCUGGUACCCUCAAACGCAAGAUGGAGACCACGGUCGCCGGUACAUGGGAUGCGAGGAAUACCGAAGAGGUGACUGCUAAGAAGUCAAAGCUUAACGCUGUCAAUGAAGGCGCUAGUACUUCAAAAUGGACUCCGUCAGAGGAGCCUCCACCGUUGACGUAUUUCAAAGGCAAAUCGCCUGAGCCGAGCACUUCGGAGAAGGUAGAUGCCGAGGAGACUACAAAAUCAAAUGACACUGCAGAGUCUGCGUUGGAAACUGAGACUACAAAAUCGGCCGACGCUACAGAAUCGGGCCCGGAGUCCCCCGCAGGCCCGUCUGAUUCUGAAGAACCGCCUAAUGACUCCAAUAAGAAGAAACCAAAAAAACUCAGGAACGGCGACUUACCAAAACCAAGUACUUCACGGCAGCCGCCUGAAUUUGGCAAGUUGAGUUUCCAAAGAUACAUACGUUUUCGUGAGAAUCAAAACUCGGGAGCUAACGAGAACGUGAACCACGAGCCGAUACACAAAGUCUUGUACGUGAACGUCGGGAGACGUCUACACACUAUGUACAGGCUAUCGAUGCCUGUGUACGCUUUCGGAGAGCAUGAAGUCAUGGGCGAGAACGCGAGGCGUUUCGACGGGCCGUUCGCGACCACCAGGCCUGACCCCAGGUCCCUGAUAUCAGAUACUACGGUCCAGCGAUUUGGAAGAGCUGACAAUGAAAAUAUAAGCUAUAUAAAUAUCGGUCCAAACGGAAUCGAACAUGAGGCGGGCGGCGCCAGGCCUGACAGGUCGAACCUACGUGUACUAUCUUUAACCGGUUUUAGGAACAUCACCAAUAGAAGUCUAGUGCAUCUAGCCACAGCAGCUCCGCGGCUGAGGAGGGUAGACUUUAGUGGCACUCACGUUACAGAAAGAGGUGUGGAGAAUUUCCGCCUACUCAGGCCUGAUUGUGAGGUCAUUUUUACAAAUAGGAGCCAGGAACGUCAAUAGACGUCGCGUGUCGUUCUCUACGUUAUAUCACGUCGUAAGUGUGUGCACACAUAAAUCAUAAAAUGAUUGAAAUUAUCUCGAGUCCUAAUACGGGUGUUGGAUUUUAUUUAUUGUAAAAACGACGUGAGUAAGUUUUUCAGACGGCACGAAACAUCACAAUGUACCUAUGUUAAGUGGAAAACUGCAAGUACGGGACAAAUAUUCCCCACCGCAUUUUAACACUUAUCGAUUGAUUUUAAGGUUCUUUUUUCUUUAUAAGUAUAUAAUUAAAUCGGCAUCCCUAUUAGGACAUUUUUCGGUCUAAAUUGGAAUAUUGUCUUACUAAUGGACGUCAUAAUACGUCUAUAUGUUUUCCAUAAGACGUUUGACGUCUGGGAAAUAAUUAUAUCAAGAAUUAGCAAGGUUUAACUUAGACAAUGGCCAUACCAGAAUGGAAGCAUAUUUUAUUUAAUAAUGGAGGCUACAAUUACAUUUUAUCAGUCUUACUUAUAAACUUGUUUUAGCGUUAAGAGGUGGUUAAGAAUUGCUUAACCACCUCUAAACGGCUAGCGAAGCUGUCCUUUAAUUAGAAAGCCCGUAAUUGCAAAAAGGCGGAUAUACCGCCAUAGACGGAAUAGGCCCCGUGAUCUUAAAAAACACAGUUUUAUUCAAUUUAAAGUAUUAGUUUCGCGUUCCAUUCAGGCAUGGUCAUUGUCAAACUAACAGGCCAUUUUGAAUAUUUUUUUGAAUCUCGAACAUUCUAUCUCCCCAACCCUAAGGGUCUAUCCAAAAUAGUUCAGUUACUUUUGCAUUUUUGACCCGUCCAAAAACUCCCAUGUUUUCUAUUGUAUUCAAUUUCGUCAACGUCAUGGUACGUCUAUGUUUAAGGAACUGAGUUCGACGUGUCAAGACGUCGUUUGUUAAGCUUUAUAGUACAGAGUGUUGCGGCGAGGGUUCGUAUUUGUUAAUGAACAGUUCUGUUGUUAUUUUGUAGAAAAAAAUGUUUUUUUCUGCAUUUUUCUGUUUUUUUGCAGAUAGUUAUAGCUUGGUCUUUUGGUUUUUUUGUUGUGUAAGACAAAACUAAUUAUUAAAAAAAAAUGUUUAAAUAGCGCAAAAAGAAAACAAAAUUUUGGUUAUUAUAUUACUGUAUUUUUUAUUAUUAUUGCAGAUUAUAUAUAUCCAAUCAAAAAUAAUCUAGUGUGACAUUGACUGGCACUUUGAUGAAAUUCAAAAAUAUCGCAUUGUAUAUAGUUCAUUGUGUUUUUUUUUUUAUUAUCUUUAGAAAUAAACUUCGCUUUGUAGCAACCGUAUGCUGUCAGGCGAGCUUGCCUCGUCGCUAUUCAUUUAAUUGUAAAUAAAUUUGGUUAUUGAAAUAUAAAGUAUUUUAGAGGGGACGUAGGUUGUGGCAUGAUAGUUUUAUUUUAAUGUCGAAUGCGCGUAAACAUGAGACAUAUGAAUUUAGUAGAUAAAAAUAUUUGUGACAAUUUUUAAUACCUACAUGGUUUUUUUUGUAUCAUUCAGUUGGAGAGCGAGGUCUUGGGGUUGUCAAGAUAGUGUUAUUUCAAUGUCUAAUUCGCGUAAGCAUUGUAAAUUUAGUUGAUUUUAUGAAAAUUUUGAUAGCUACAAUAUUUUUUUUGUAUCAUUCAGUUUCAUAAAGUAGUUUACGUUCAUAAAAGUAUUGUAGUCAAUUUUGAUUUCGAUUUGAAAUGACUAGUUCUGUUAUACUAUUGGACCGACUUUCCGCAACAUUCUGUACAUCUAGCGGAUUUUCCGUUGAUCUCUUCUUUGCAAGUAGUUUAAGUAAUGUAUUAGAGAUGAAAUUGUUUCCCAAAAUUGAAAAUCUAAAAAUUUCCGCUUCCGAAAAAUAGGCUUUAUUAUUCUGAGUAUUAAGACUAAGUUUCAAUGUCUCUUAGUUUUGCAUUUGAAGUAUUGCUAUUUUUCUGUCUUAAAUAUUAAAAUAUAACCUCCCAGUUUUUAUUUCAUAUUUCGAAGAUGUUUCUGAAAGUGUUCUAUGCUAAUAGUAAACUAGCUUUUGCUCGCGGCUUCGACCGCGUAAAGGAGUUUUCCGGGAUAAAAGUCCCGCUAUAUAUUUUCCCGGGAUAGAAAGUAGCAUAUAACCUUCCCAGGGUCUUAAACUAUCUCCAUACCAAAUUUCAUAAAAAUCCGUUACAUUUUGAGAAAAUCGAUAACAUACAGACAGAAAAGAGGACUUUGUUUUAUAUGCAUAAAUAUGCCUGAAAAAUUACGAUUAUAUUUUUAUGGUCUAUAAAUAUGACGUCAUUAUACGUCGAAGAAUGGGGCAGUUGACUUCUUUUUGAAAUACAUUAAUCAAAAAUGUAUGUCAUCCAAAAUCUAACGGAAAAAGGAUUUUUAAAAUCCACGCAAUAAGUUAUAAAUCUUUGAAAUCUGGUGGAAGGGGUUGCUGUUAAAUAAUAGUAGUAACAGACUGUGACGUCACCGACUGUCACCGCUCAUAACGCUGCGUGUGUAAGAAAGAGAUAGCGCGAUAACCCCAUCACGCCUCCACUUUUGCUAACAUUAAAAAUAUGAAUAACUGCUUUCAUUUUUAACAAGUUUUGAUGCAAAUUUCACAGAAUUUCUUUUUCACAUUAUUUUCUUUUACAUAUAAAAUUAUGUACAAAAGAAUGGAGGAAACUGUUCUCUUCCUAUAAAAUAAUGGCAUCAGUACCGUCUAUAUACGUCAAUGCCUCUUCAUACCAUUUUAAAGUUUAUUUCUACCACAGACAGUUGAAUUUCAAUUUUGGGAAACAGUUUUACAUUAAUCCAAAGUAUUUUUAAGUACAAUGAAUAAAGUUUUUGCCUAUGAGUGUAAUUAA
This is a messenger RNA of Manduca sexta (tobacco hornworm), 5402 nucleotides long. RefSeq lists its product as uncharacterized. The record is from RefSeq and is a predicted model, not a curated record. Bases 280 to 2586 code for a protein of 768 amino acids. Gene Ontology annotation, biological process: SCF-dependent proteasomal ubiquitin-dependent protein catabolic process. The transcript is spliced from 11 exons. Lineage: Eukaryota; Metazoa; Arthropoda; Insecta; Lepidoptera; Sphingidae. Gene Ontology annotation, molecular function: protein binding. Gene Ontology annotation, cellular component: SCF ubiquitin ligase complex.